This is a messenger RNA of Cryptotermes secundus, 1831 nucleotides long. RefSeq lists its product as uncharacterized. Lineage: Eukaryota; Metazoa; Arthropoda; Insecta; Blattodea; Kalotermitidae. The record is from RefSeq and is a predicted model, not a curated record. The coding region runs from base 145 to 1317 and encodes 390 amino acids. The transcript is spliced from 3 exons.
GACUUCGCCAGUCUCCUAUUACGUCAUCACAAUCUACACCUGAGGCAUCUGUGUCACACAUCACCGUCAGCCAUUUUAUGACAACACUGACGCAACAGAUCCUAAAAAAAUAAAGUCUCUGGGCCGCAGUUUUAAUUCUGAAAGAUGCAAAAACAAAGGAACACGAUAAUAAUGGGAUCAUGUUUCGUGAUGGGAUUGCUUCUUGUGUGUAUUGUGGUAUCAGUGACAGCUGAGGAGAGUGCAGACCAAGGCAGUAGUACCACUACAACAGUACCACAAAUUAAACUAGAAGAGGCAGAGGCAAAUUCUAGUAUAAAGGCUGUGGACAUAACAGCAUUUGUGACAUCACGCAAUGGAACAUCUGAAGAAAGAGGUGUUAGAAAGGGGAAGGAUCUCCUUGAUUGGAUAGGCUUUGGUACCGGAAGUGAUACAGAUCCAUAUCUGGCAAGGACAAAUGCUGCUUGUCUUAACGGAGACCUGUCGGAGUGUUUCAAAUCCAGGGCUCUAACAUCCUUGGACGAGUUCUUCGGUAAGGAUACAUACACACUGACAGACAACGCCAAAGUGGUUCGAAUGCCGGUCUCUCAGUUGAGGCAGCUCCAUCAAGAAGCGUUCGAGUUUUCGUCUACUCCUCGGGCUGAGGAGCCAGAGUGGGACCAGUUCGUGAAGUUCCUUCUGCGGAAGGUGGAGAGGUUUCUCAAGUCCACGGCGAUAGAAGUGCAAUUCCCAAAUGAGGUCACAGAAGGAGGAAGGUACGCGCCACGGUUCAUCGAUGAAAUUGCAACUGAAAUCGAUAUAAUAGAGGACAAGAAUGAAAGCAGCUUCUCUCGGACAAAGCUGAAGAAGUUGUUUAUUCCGCUGUUGAUCAUCCUGAAGUUGUUCAAACUCAAGUUGCUGUUGUUUCUACCGCUGAUCCUUGGACUGGCGUCCUUCAAGAAACUGCUUGGCUUCCUAGCUUUCGUUAUUCCUGGGCUUAUUGGUUUCUUUAAGCUGUGUAAACCGGAUCUGCAUCAUAAUUACGGGAGUUACGGUCACAGCACUUUCUACCACCAACCCCCGCACAACAAGCACCAAUACACAGCAGCAGGAGUCGCUACCGGACACCAUUACUUCAGUGCACCAGGGGGCCCGGGCUCGUACUACGGCAAUAUCUAUGCGAGGGACUCCGAGAGCCAGCCGGCAGCAGCACAGGACGAGACAUAUGUUUCUUCCGCCAUCGCAUCCCCUUCUGUAGCCUUCAGAGACCAAGACAGUGAACCCACGUACAACGCGCAACAACUCGCAUACAGGGGUUACCAACAUUUCCAAAAAGGAUGAAGUUUAGAGGCGCUAUUAUUGCGACUCACUUCGAUGGAUAUAUAUAUAUAUUUUUAAUUUAUUAGAGACGAAAAUUUGGCCAGAACACGAGACUGAUAUGGAGUUAAGAUCCAUAAAAAAUAACCGAAAAGGGAAUUUGUAAACUAACACAUUUAUUUUUUAACUUUAUAUUCAAAUUCAAAUUAAAUUAACAUGUUACAUUUUUUGUUACCUCUAAUCCUAUAAGCUAUAUUUAUUUUCUUCGAGUUUACAAAUUAUUGGACUUAUAUAAAUAUAAAUUUGGAAUGCGUGUAUUCCAAAUGUCGAAUUCCGACAGUUACUGAACUGGAUCGUGCCUUUUACAUAUCAAACUGGACUGUGUUAUCUAAACGUCUGCAUCGCCCCGACAUUUGCAAACGUAGACUCUCUUUACAAUUAUUCAUAAGAAAACCCAUUUGAAUGAACACACAAGAAACAUAGGCCCCAGGCAAUUUCUUUUCAUUUAAAAAUUGUAGAAACAGAUGGACAGUCAAGG